GGGAGAUCAAGCUUGAAUCCUUUUCAUUCUGCACAUAGGUCCAACUGUUGCAUUCUAUGCCCACCUCUGUCACUCACCCAUGUCAGGAGCAAGCCUCUCGAGGGCAGCGCCCCUGACGCGUGUGAUCUGGUAGGUGGCAUACGGCCCCGGUCCGCAUUCAAUUCCCGUAAUCUUCGACGCUUCCCCGAAAUGGGCCCGGAGCACCGGAGCGAGCGCGUCGAGCAGCGGCGACGAAGAAAAAUUCCGCUAGCAUGCGAGCCGUGCCGCGAGCGCAAGUCUCGAUGCGACGGAGCGAAACCGAUCUGCUCCACUUGCAAACGCCGCUCGCUUCCACUCCGUCACUGCAUAUACACUAUUGAGAACGCCCGUACGGCCAGCAACGAAGCCUACAUCAAAAUCUUGCACGAUCGAAUCCAGCGGCUUGAGAAAACAUGCACCGACAACGGCAUCCGAUCAUCCCCGGGCUUGCGCCCUGCGGUCACGGUUUUAUCCCCUGACCAUGAACGACUAGACGCCACAGAGUCAACGGUCAGCAUCACUGCCAUGGGCACCGUCUCGACGGAGCAUGAUGUUUGUCAGGCGUUUGAUGCCGCCAACGAGUUUUACGGUAGCUCCUCGGCCGCAUCUUUCAUGAAGGAGGCCUACACGUCGGUAAAACCGCGUGAGCAGGCACACUCGACACACGAGUCCAUUGUUCCGCGAGCAGAGUCUGUAAACUUCGCAAGAGCAGAAACUUUUGGGGGCUCCCUGUUCGCUCAAGCUGACAAGUUUGCGCUGCCACCCCGGAAUCUAGCCGACCAUUUAUUGAGUUGCUUCUGGGAGAGAGUGUUCUGGCUGUACCCCCUUUUCCACAAGCCAACCUUCAUCCGGGCCUAUGAGAGCUUGUGGCGGCCGGCUCAUGAGCAGCCAGCAGGACGAACACUCCCCGGACUGGGUCUGGGAAGCAGUCCAGGCGCAGAUGCAGGAACAAUCGUUUUCCACUCCGCCCUGAACACCAUCUUCGCACUUGGUGCUCAGUUCGCUGAUCUUAACCCAAAGGACAAGGCCUCGGCAAUCGAGACUUUCUUUAACCGAGCAAAAGCCUUCAUCGGCCUGGACUUCAUUGACAUGAACAGCGUCGGUGUUGUGCAAUCACUUUUGCUGAUGGCUUUGCUUUUACAAAGCACGCCGUUCCCAAGCCGCUGCUGGAACGCCGUCGGCCUGGCUUGCCGCGUCGCUCAGGGACUGGGCCUGCAUACCGAGUCCGACCGCACUUCUCGGCCGCAGUUGGAGGUUGAGAUUCGACGACGGACUUGGCACGGUUGUGUCAUCUUGGAUAUGAUCGUCAGCAUGACUUACGGGCGGCCAACCAUGACGGCUCAUGUACCGGAUUUGCCGCUGCCAGCAACUGAUGAGUUUGACGACGAAUCCGGUCAUGCACGAGGUCCCGGUCAUGACAGCUCGUCGACCAUGUGCUUCUAUGUCGAGUUCAUCCGGCAAUGCCGGAUCCUCGGCGACAUCCUCAUCAACGUCUAUCAGUCCACCGCCUGCGGGCCACCAUUUCUAGGGGAUGAGCACAAGUCGCACGGAAUGGACGCUAUCUUGGAACUGGAUGCGCAGCUUUCAAGAUAUGAAGCUGAUUUACCGCCAAUCAUGUCCUGGACAUCACCGUGUGACAUCAGCAGCUUGGAUGAAGAACGACGACUUAUUCUUACUACUCAAAGGACCGUUCUUCAGGGAAGCUUCCUUUACCUCCGGUUGAUGCUGCAUCGCCCAAUUCUCACCCAGCUUUGCGCGAACGCGACCUCGUCUCCUAGCACUGUGCCUACCUCUCCAGCCAGACCAAGACCGCUGCCCGUUGGCCAGGAACUAUUCGCAUCGUUUGCGGCAGGCUGCGUCAGGAUAUGUCUUGGGGCUGCGAUGGAUCUUAUCGAACUUGUUCACGACACCUAUCUGACGAAUACUACCGGGGGAUGGUGGUGGGAUGGACUGUAUGCCUUCACCGCCGGUCUCGUCGUCAUCGUGAGCUACCUAUCUCCCCAUACCCUGCUUUCGCUCGAUAGACAACGCGUCGAAAGGUCUUGGAUGUUGUGUCAAACUAUCCUGGCGCACCUUGCAUCGUUUAGCAUCUCGGCACAGAGGUCGCUCAAACUCCUUCAAAAGGUGCACGGAGAUGUCAUGUCUCGUUGCCUGGAUAAAGACCAAGAGGCACAACUGCGGCCUCCAACCAUGUUCAAUGCAGCGGCACCCGGAGAGACGGCGCGCCUAGGGCAAGAUGCGGCGAUCAUGUAUCCUGAAGAGGUAGUACCGCUAGGUUUGGGCAAUACCUUCCAGUGGCAGUUGCCUGCGGGCUCAGGUCCGGACAGUUUCGGGGCUGGGAUGGCUUUUAACUGGGACCAAUCUUUGGAUUUGAUCACCGACGGCCUUGGGAUGGGCAUCUACCAAUGAUUUGGCAUCGCCCUUUCACUCGAAAUCAAAGGUAUUCCUAGGAAACGGUAAGAUUGAUACUCAAUUCGCCAGCCACGGCAUCUACUUGGAAACAGCCUGAACUCCGCCAGCCUCAUCAAUGGUCUGGAGCCCCGGGAACCUAACGCCCAGCUGGGCGGUAGUCCUGUGGACUCCAGCACGGAAAAGCCACACCGGUGCGGCCCUCUGCAUGCGGUGUCAGUUGAAGGCAGCUCGGACUUGGUAUGGGAAAGCACUUACCAACAUGGCUAUGUAGCUCAUGAUCCCGGGCAGCGGCGCCAGAAACUGCGGC
This is a messenger RNA of Parathielavia appendiculata, 2737 nucleotides long. RefSeq lists its product as uncharacterized. Lineage: Eukaryota; Fungi; Ascomycota; Sordariomycetes; Sordariales; Chaetomiaceae. Bases 190 to 2427 code for a protein of 745 amino acids. The transcript is spliced from 9 exons. Gene Ontology annotation, molecular function: zinc ion binding; RNA polymerase II cis-regulatory region sequence-specific DNA binding; DNA-binding transcription factor activity, RNA polymerase II-specific. The record is from RefSeq and is a predicted model, not a curated record. Gene Ontology annotation, cellular component: nucleus. Gene Ontology annotation, biological process: DNA-templated transcription; positive regulation of transcription from RNA polymerase II promoter by galactose.